UAUCAGUAGCCGCCAUUUUAAGAAGUAGCCCCCGCAAUACACACUGAGAAAAGAAGAAAGAAUAUAAUUACCAAUUAGGGCAGUGCACCGAGUUAAUUGGUCUACAACCACAAGCAGGUGGACGCAGUCGCACGUCAGUGAGAGUGGUGAUCCUGUGAAGAUCCAGGACGAGGCCGAAGAGAAAGAGCACAGAUCUAAGCGCGAGGAACACAACAAGCGGAAGAUGUCAGCGAACGACCCCCACAAGAUGGAGAAGCGAACAAAGCGCAUGAUGAGAAAGGCCGACAAGUUGGAAGCAGAGGGCAAGAAGCUGCUCCACGAAGCUGAUGUCCUUCGAGGACAAUGUCGCAUCCUGAUGGACGGAUACACAGAGAAACUGGAAGCAGAGAAGGACAAGAUCGCUCAGGACGCCGAUGACGAUUUAGAAAUGGAAGCUGUCGACUCCCAGACGCGUUCCAAGACCGACGCUUCAGAAGCAAAGUUGAAGAAGAAAAUGAAGAAGCCCAAGUCGUCUGAGGAAGGAUCACAGCAAGCGGAAGACCCUCCCGCGACAGCCAAGUCUGCCGAGAAGGACACAUUAAGGGAAAAGAAGAAGAAGAAGAAGAACGGCAAGAAAGAGGAAUCGAUGGAGCAGACUGAGGCGGUUGAAGGAGCUGAACAGGCCGAGCGGAUCAACCCGAAGUCGAAAAAAACGAAGAAGUUGAAAAACGAAAUGUCGAAUGAGGAAGGGGAGGAGGAGCAUCCCGCGGAGGACGAGCCCGACAAAAAGACGAAGAAGAAGCGCAAGCGCGAGCGCAACGACGCGGAGACCCCGAGCGACCAGGACCAAACCGCAGAUAUUAAGGAUAAAAAAGAGAAGAAGCGCAAGUCGUCGACCGAACACGAAAAGUCCCACCCGAGUGCACAAGAGGCGGGAGCUGAGAACGGCGAACAGUGGAACGUCAGUGGUCUACAAGGCGGGGCCGAGCGACAGACGAAGUUUCUCAAGCUCCUCGGCGGAGGCAAGAAGGGAGCAGGCGCCAUGGCGUCUACCCAUCCCCAGCACACGACCAAGGCUACUAAGCUCGACAUCAGCAAGGUCAACCAGGACCUGGAGAAGCAGUUCAACACCGGGAUGCAAAUGAAGUGGGAUGGUGGAGGCGCACGAAGGGGAUUGGGUGCCUUAUGAAGGACUACAAUGCGAAGAGCGUUUCAAAACUUGCCAUUGUUUUUGUUGUGGGUAACCUUUGUAUUAACACCCAUGGCGUUUCUUCAGAGGACAAAAUCAGUUCACAGUGAGUAUCGUGUCGCCAAGGCCCAAUGGACAAGGAAGCAAGUACGUAAUUGAUAUGUUGUUGCCUUAAAAGUAAUGAUAUACUCUCUGUUCCCGG
Messenger RNA from Sodiomyces alkalinus F11, 1370 nucleotides. RefSeq lists its product as hypothetical. NCBI's taxonomy places the organism in Eukaryota, Fungi, Ascomycota, Sordariomycetes, Glomerellales, Plectosphaerellaceae. The record is from RefSeq and is a predicted model, not a curated record. The transcript is spliced from 3 exons. The coding region runs from base 224 to 1168 and encodes 314 amino acids.